AUGGAUAGCGAGAGCCCAGUUCUUAAGAAAGAGGCAUCGCCUCUCCAGGACAAAUCCGAUAAUCUCACUAGCACGGAUGAAAUCAGCAGUCCAGCUUCAGAAUCCACUGCUUCAAAUCUCCAAGAUGAAUCCGACGAUUCGUCGGUACCUAUCUGGGUGCUGAGGGCUUUGGCUGCUGGAAGGACUCCGUUGCCCUGUUCUAGGCCACCGAUCAAGACACACGGAAUGCAUAUCGCCGACUCUGGCAGAACAAUCCGUGAAUCAUCAUAUGACUCCCAAGAAACCGAAGUUGAACAACCCCCCGCGCAAGAACAGAAGCAGACCGCGAAAGGCAAAGACGCACGCGCGUUCGUGACAAUAGCACCCAUUAUUCAUCACAGAAUUCAGAGAAAGAAGUGGAAGCCAGAUGAGAUUGAAAGUCUUAUUAGAAUGAGAGAGGACAAGAUGAGCUGGGUGUUGAUUGCGAAGGCAUUUUCCAACAGAACCACUGCGAGCGUUCGCCAGACUUUUUUCAAGUACAGAGCCCAGUCUCAUGGGAUGGAAUCGGGCGAGAAUUGA
This is a messenger RNA of Trichoderma breve, 558 nucleotides long. RefSeq lists its product as uncharacterized. Bases 1 to 558 code for a protein of 185 amino acids. The record is from RefSeq and is a predicted model, not a curated record. The transcript is spliced from 3 exons. Lineage: Eukaryota; Fungi; Ascomycota; Sordariomycetes; Hypocreales; Hypocreaceae.